This is a messenger RNA of Rubroshorea leprosula, 2739 nucleotides long. The record is from the annotation of a GenBank genome assembly. Lineage: Eukaryota; Viridiplantae; Streptophyta; Magnoliopsida; Malvales; Dipterocarpaceae.
AAUCAGGUGAGAGACGGCUUAACUGAUAUCUAUAAGCUGGUGUCUGAUGUUGUCUCAAGCGACUUAGAACUUUUGAGAGAUUUGGAGGCUAACAUGGUCUCAUGUGUGAAAUGGAGUGAUGCUGGAGAAGUUGCUAGUUUAUCAUUCUAUAAUGCAUCUGGUGGCAUUACAUCCAGCAAUUUACAAAACAAGGAGAGCUUUCGGUCUGUGGAUUCUUGGUCAAAUGCCAAUCUACCAGACCAUUUUGAUGCCAAUUUUACAGUUGAUGCUGGUGGCUUUGUUGCACAUCACCUGCAAGAAUUCAUGAAUGAAAUCAUUGCACUCAAAGAAAAGUUGAACAGGCACUUGAAAUCAUUACAUGAACAAACUAGUAGUCUAUCAAGCACAAUGGGGGUCCUACAGAGAGAAAGUGCUUCUCAGAAAGAGUCAUUUGAAGCUUUAAGGAGAGACAUUGUGCGAUUAGAAUCGAUUGGAGGAGAAAAGGACAUGAAAAUUGGUGCACUGAGUAGAAAUAUUGCCCUGCUGAAUGAGGCCUGUGCUAACUCAAUUAUUGAAAUUGAGAAUAGGAAAGCCGAGCUGUUAGGAAAGAACUUUUCUGCUGCAGAUAUGGGAAGCUUGAAAUCUGUAACAGAUACUGAUCUUGGGCUUCCUUUCACCAGGCAGAUUGAUUUUUCCUCUGAGGAAUUUGUGAAGACCAUGGCAGACAGAGUAUCAUUAGCUGUAAAAGAGUUUGCUACUGUGAAAGCUGAUUUUGCUGAGAGUGCCCUAAAGGAAAUGAAAAUGUCUGUAGCAAACUUGCAAAAAGAGCUUCAGGAGAAGGACAUUCAAAAAGACAGGAUUUGCAUUGAGCUUGUUGCUCAAAUCAAGGAAGCUGAAUCUGCUGCAGCGAGUUACUCACAGGAUCUUCAGUCCUCAAAAACCUUGGUGCAUGAUUUGCAGAAACAAGUGGAACAUAUGCAGGAGGAACAGGAUUUGUUGGAACAGAGAGUAAAAGAGCUGCAUGAUGUGCAAGCUAUCUCAAUGGAGCUGCAGAACAGGGUUGGAUCAUUGACAGAUAAACUAUCAGCCAAAGACCAAGAAAUUGAGGCUCUAAUGCAAGCACUUGAUGAAGAAGAGGUUCAGAUGGAAGAGUUGACAAGAAAGAUUGAGGGACUAGAAGAAAAUCUGCAGAAAAAGAAUGUAGAUUUGGAGAAUCUUGAAGCUUCUCGUGCCAAGGUGGUGAAAAAGCUUGCUGUCACAGUGAGGAAGUUUGAUGAGCUCCACAAUCUCUCUGAAAGUCUUCUCUCAGAGAUUGAAAAGCUCCAGUCACAACUUCAAGAUCGGGAUGCUGAGAUCUCAUUUUUAAGAAAUGAAGUCACAAGAUGCACCAAUGAUGUUCUUUCUGCAUCACAGACAAACAGUAAGAGAGACUCAGAGGAGAUUUAUGAAUUUUUUACUUGGUUUGAUGCAGUGGUUUCUCGGGUUGAGGUUCCUGAUCUGCAUGUUGAUGAUAAGAACAGCAAUCAGGUCUAUGAAUACAAGUUUGUUUUUCAGAAGAGGAUUAAUUCUAUUAUAUCAGAACUGGAGGACCUACGAGUGGUGGCUCAAAGCAGGGAUGCUUUGCUCCAAGCAGAAAGGAGUAAAGUAGAGGAGUUAAUACGCAGGGAAGAAACUCUUCAGAGAACCUUACAUGAGAAGGAAUCCCAAUUAAACAUGCUUGAAAAUGUGGGAGAUUCAGCCCGAGCAACUGGUUUCAACUCUGAAAUUGUUGAAGUUGAACCUGUGGUAAACAAAUGGGCAGUUGCUGGCACAUCCACUGCAUCUCAAGUUCGCAGUUUGCGUAAGGUGAAUAAUGAUCAAGUGGCUAUUGCUAUAGAUAUGGAUCCGGGUGGUAGUAAUAGGUUAGAAGAUGAAGAUGAUGAUAAAGUUCAUGGUUUCAAGUCACUUACUACAUCAAGAAUUAUUCCAAAAUUUACCAGGCCUGUAACUGACAUGGUUGAUGGCUUAUGGGUUUCUUGUGAUCGAGCACUAAUGCGACAACCUGCCUUACGUCUGGGUAUUAUAAUGUAUUGGGCUGUAUUACAUGCACUAUUGGCGGCUUUUGUAUUCUAAUGAGAUAGUCAGGUUAGUGGACUCUUCCUCCAGUAUAGAUCACAAUAUCUUCAGCAUUGUGCUUAUUGAAAUUUUUUGAUCUGUAACCUUGGGAAUCUCCGGCCUAAAAAACACCUUGAGAUUCUGUUUUGUUUCAAGAUUUUGCACAGCAUUUUUAAAGCACUGUAGAGAGGAUAAUCAUUUGUUCACAUAAAUCUUAGAAAAAUAUGAGCAUAGAAGAAGAGGAGAAAUUCAGAGAACCGAGGAAACCAGUUUUGAGAAUUUUCAUUAUUAUUAGAGUGCAUAUGUUUUCUAGUCCUAUCUUCCUUCCAGUCUGUAUUCGUUUGUCAUGCUUAUCUAACAUGUUAAAAUAAUUGGACCAUCAUUUCUUCGCCUGUAAUAAAAUGAUAGAUGAGCUGUCAUCUGGCAUAGAGAAAAUCGUGCUUUCUCGUGCUUGAGUUCAUGGCCCACCUGAUCUGCAGGUUCUCCACUUGGUUGGAAGCGAAAGAUUAGUACGGACUCUCAAACCAUGUUCAUAUCCUCAAACGGACAUUUCUGUGGGUAAUGAAUUCAAAUUUUUUUUUUUCGCUAAAUCUCGCUCGUUGAUUGAUUAUUUUUGCUUCUUGAGGCAAUUGAGGUUUGCCAUUUUUAUAAAUCAGGGUUUGUAGA